This is a messenger RNA of Danaus chrysippus (African queen), 1422 nucleotides long. The record is from the annotation of a GenBank genome assembly. Lineage: Eukaryota; Metazoa; Arthropoda; Insecta; Lepidoptera; Nymphalidae.
AUGAGUUACUCUAAGUUUGAUCUUACGUUUAAAAUUGGGCAGUAUUUGGAUCGACAUUUAGUCUUUCCAUUACUAGAAUUCUUAGCCGCUAAAGAGACAUAUGACCAAUCUGAACUUUUACAAGCUAAGUUAGAGAUUUUAAGCAAAACUAACAUGAUCGAUUAUGUGAUCGAAAUAAGAAGUAUGCUUUACCCCGACGACGACACACCAGAGGAAAUUAAAUCUAGAAGAGGAGUAGUAUUAUUGCAACUGCAAGAGCUCCAAGAUGCAGUGGAACCAGUUUUAAAACUGAUGCAGAGAGAUGAUGUUAUGAAGACUGUAGAAACUAUGAGGGAUCCCAAAACUCUUAUAAACUACCUGACCACCAAUAAGGAAUUUGAUUUCAAAAUAGAGAUGAUAGACAGUAUGUAUCGUCUAGCUAAAUAUCGGUAUGAGUGCGGUAAUUAUGUGGAAUCAGCAUCAUACCUAUACUUCUGUCAACUGGUUCUGUCACCCACUGAUAAGAAUUAUCUAUCGGUACUCUGGGGUAAGUUAGCCAGUGAGAUUCUGGUCCAGAACUGGGAUGGUGCUCUCGAUGAUUUGACCAAGUUGCGUGAAUUCAUCGACAACGGUGGUGGUGGCGCCACCGUCAACAACAUGCAGGCCCUGCAACAGCGAACCUGGCUCGUACACUGGUCACUGUUCGUGUUCUUCAACCACGUCAAAGGCCGCGACCUCAUCAUUGAAAUGUUCUUAUACAAACCAUUGUAUCUAAACGCCAUCCAGACGAUGUGUCCCCACAUCCUCCGCUACUUGGCAACUGCUGUUAUCAUAAACAGAUCGCGCCGGAACGCUCUUAAGGAUCUGGUGAAAGUAAUUCAACAAGAAGCAUAUACUUACAGAGACCCAAUCACUGAAUUUAUUGAGCAUCUCUAUGUCAAUUUCGAUUUUGAAGCAGCUCGCAGGAAAUUAAACCAGUGUCAAGCGGUUCUUCUCACCGAUUUCUUCUUAAUAGCGUGCUUGGAGGAAUUCGUAGAGAACGCCCGUCUCAUGAUCUUCGAGACUUUCUGUCGUAUUCACCAAGUCAUCAGUAUUGGAAUGUUAGCCGAGAACCUCAACAUGCAGCCAGACGAGGCUGAGUGUUGGAUUGUAAACUUGAUCCGCAACGCUCGUUUGGAUGCUAAGAUUGAUUCGAAGUUGGGUCACGUGGUGAUGGGAGCACAGCCUCUGUCUCCGUACCAGCAGCUGGUGGAGAGAAUCGACUCGCUCGCCGUUCGUUCCGAGGCAUUGUCGUCACUCGUAGAAAGGAAACAGAAGACACGCAACCAAGACAAUAUACAUUUUGACUGUGUGCUACAGCACAUUGAAAUAUUCAUGUCAUAUGCAGGUGACUGGUGUACUAUCACCAAAAAAGAGAUCCGCUGGGGAGCUCAAGAGUUUUAA